AUGGCGUUCGUUGAUCCGUCGCUCAUUAUGAGGGAUCAUCUUUAUUCCAUAGAUGACAUAUUGAAAAGAGGGAGGCCGCCUCCUUUGCUUAAGAGUGCUGAUGAAGAUAUAAUCAUUGAUGGGGAGCCACCGUCGAAAACAACUCUAGUGGUUGAUCCCGCAUCCAUAUCGAGAUGCUGCAUAGAGAAGGGCCUAUUUCCGGCAGUCCUUUUAUUCUUCCAAUAUCCAUGUGGCACCAGCAAGGGUUGGUCAGAGUGGGUUGACCAUGAAUUGAGGGACCCUUCCACUUGUGACAUUCUGAGUCGGGCAGGGGUGCUGGAUGCCAUCUUUAUUUCUAAAGCUUGCGAAAUUCAUAUUGAAGCCACGAUGCUCCGGCACAUGGUUAGGCAAUGGAGUACCGAGACACACACCUUUAUCUGUUCAUGGGGAGAGUUCGCUCCCACACUUGAGGAUGUAGCCAACCUUUUCCACCUCCCAUUUUGGGGCAACCAAGACCCCUUCCACAUUGCGCUGACUCUAGAAGAUAAACUAAAGCUUGAAACUUUAUGA
This is a messenger RNA of Prunus armeniaca (apricot), 549 nucleotides long. The record is from the annotation of a GenBank genome assembly. NCBI's taxonomy places the organism in Eukaryota, Viridiplantae, Streptophyta, Magnoliopsida, Rosales, Rosaceae.